UCCCUGGGAGCGUGCAGCACCGCGAUCUGGUGCCCGCUGUGUCCUCCGGGACACCGAUCGUCUCUGCGAGGUCCCGAUCAUGUGAUCACUGAUUGGCCAAUCAGUGAUCACAUGCAGAGUAGUAAGCAAGAUGUCACUUCUGACAUCAUUGCUUACUACGUGUGAAAUCUGUGAAUGAUCACAGAGAUCACAUGGUACAGGGCUAGUCACAACAGCCUUGUACCAUGUGACAACCUGUGACCAAUCACAGCUCACACAGUA
Molecule: messenger RNA, 261 nt
Organism: Staurois parvus
Lineage: Eukaryota; Metazoa; Chordata; Amphibia; Anura; Ranidae
Source: the annotation of a GenBank genome assembly